Sitodiplosis mosellana (orange wheat blossom midge) is the source of this 1134-nucleotide messenger RNA. Its product is annotated as antigen 5 like allergen Cul n 1-like. NCBI's taxonomy places the organism in Eukaryota, Metazoa, Arthropoda, Insecta, Diptera, Cecidomyiidae. Bases 146 to 967 code for a protein of 273 amino acids. The record is from RefSeq and is a predicted model, not a curated record. The transcript is spliced from 5 exons.
CGGAGUAUAACGUACAACCGAUUUGUUCCAGUGUGGUUUCGCUGUGAAAAUACCCAAUUCUGAAUCGGAGAUUCAGUUUUUAAUAACAAAUUUAAAUUUAAUUCACUGUGUUUGGUUUAUAAAUACAAAAAAAAAAUCUACAAAAAUGCAUCCGACUGGUGAUGUUUGUCGAAAUAUUCGACAAAUCGGUUUGGUUAAACUUACAAUAUUUUUGAUUCUAAGCUAUCAAAUUGUUGAAGCCACCGAAUAUUGUUCUCUGUGCGAAGAUCAUGUUGCAUGUCGAAAUUAUGGUGACUAUGGUGAAACGUGUCCCGACGAUCGAGCUUUUGUGGAAUUCGACGACUUCCAAAAGGAAUAUAUUGUGCGAUUGCAUAAUCGAAUGCGUAAUAAAAUUGCUCUGGGUGAAGUGCGGAAAUUCAAUACAGCGAGUAAAAUGCGCGCCCUCCAAUGGAAUGACGAGUUAGCUUACUUAGCUGAAUUGAACGUUCGUUCCUGCGUCUACUCCAAAGAUGAAUGCCGUGCUACAAGUAAAUAUCGUGAUGCGGGUCAAAACAUAGCGCGUCGUGGAGUUUCAGCUACAUACUAUGAACCAACCAUGCAUGCUGUGACCACAAUGAUUAUGGAUUGGUUUUUGGAAUAUAGAAAUGCCGAUAUGAGCUACAUUGAUUCAUUUCGUCAUCAUUCAAAAGGAAAGUACAUCGGUGACUUCACGGUCAUGGUGAAUGAUAAAAAUACCGUGGUUGGCUGUGCUAUGAUGCGUUAUGCUGAAGAUGACUAUAAGUAUCGUCAUUUGGUGUGCAAUUACGGCUAUACGAACAUAGUUGGAAAUCAAGUGUACGAAAGUGGUUCACCCGCUUCAAGAUGCAGAGAACGUCAUGGCACUUAUGAAGGUUUAUGUGCAACCAAUUCAACCAGCAACGGAUCAUACGCAAACCCUUCCAAAAUGUACAUUAGAGUGAUGUUUUAAAUAAACGUUUUCAACCGAAUUUAUUGUAGAAGAAUAAAAAAUAAAACACGAAGUUAGACGAUUGGAUCUAUAAUAAUAAUCAAUGAACGGUUCUGGGAUAGACAUUAAGCAUCUAUUAACAUGUGAAUAAUUCCCAAAGAAUUAAAAUAAAUUUCAAAAAAAUCCAA